AUGAAAGCAUUUCGAUUUGAAAAACCACGCGCUGGAUUGAGCCUUCGGCACAUCCCAAUUCCUAAGCCAGGCCCGAGCCAGGUCCUCAUACAGGUCAAAGCAGCUGGGCUCUGCCAUUCAGAUUGUCAUCUACUUAAAGGGGACGGAUUAGUGACAACGCCAAUCACUCUUGGACAUGAGGUGUCUGGGAUUGUUGCGUCCGCUGGAUCUGAAGUCAGUGGGUUUCAGCCUGGCGAUCGAGUAGCGAUAGGCUUGCGUUCCCAUCCCUUCGAGAGCCAAGAAUGGACAUCAGCACCCGGUCUAGGUUGUGACGGGGGCUAUGCCGAAUAUGCGCUCGCGUCUGCGGCACUUCUGGAACGAAUACCUGAAAAUGUAUCCUUCGCACAAGCGGCGGUCGCAACGGAUGCCAUGGCGACUGCGUAUCACGCUGUGGUAGUCGAAGCUAAUGUGCGCCCGGGGAUGACGGUCUGCAUCAUUGGUAUCGGAGGGCUAGGCAUGUCGGGACUUGUAUUUGCUGUCCUGCUAGGAGCGGAUGUAUACGCCGUUGAUGUGGUUCCCACGAAGUUGAAGGAGGCAGUCCGCCUGGGUGCUCACGAGUGCUUCGAAAACCUAGAUGAAGCUAGGGGCGUGGACUUUGACGUCAUUAUCGAUUUUGCUGGCACAGGGCAGACCACAAGUAUGGCUGUUGAGAAAACCAGGAAAGGUGGCAAAGUGGUGGUUGUCGGCCUGGCGGCGUCCAGCAUCACAGUCUCCGUCACGGCGUUGGUAACACGCAGCAUCAGCAUAAUCGGUUCGUUUGGCGCCAGUCAGGAUGACUUGAGGGCUGUUUUCAAACUGUUGGCAGAUGGAAAAGUCCCGCUGGAGUUGUGUGAGAUCGACUUCGCAGAUAUUCCAGCUGGACUGGAUGCCUUGAACAAGGGCUGCGUUAGUGGAAGGCUUUGGACGGACCCGAGCAAAGCUAUAAGGAACGGAAUGGCUAAGUUUUAA
This is a messenger RNA of Colletotrichum siamense, 987 nucleotides long. RefSeq names its product alcohol dehydrogenase (gene adhT-1). The record is from RefSeq and is a predicted model, not a curated record. Bases 1 to 987 code for a protein of 328 amino acids. NCBI's taxonomy places the organism in Eukaryota, Fungi, Ascomycota, Sordariomycetes, Glomerellales, Glomerellaceae. The transcript has a single exon. Gene Ontology annotation, molecular function: oxidoreductase activity; zinc ion binding.